This is a messenger RNA of Manduca sexta (tobacco hornworm), 785 nucleotides long. Its product is annotated as histidine-rich glycoprotein. NCBI's taxonomy places the organism in Eukaryota, Metazoa, Arthropoda, Insecta, Lepidoptera, Sphingidae. The record is from RefSeq and is a predicted model, not a curated record. The transcript has a single exon. The coding region runs from base 9 to 743 and encodes 244 amino acids.
CAACGAACAUGAGGACGUUGGUACUUGCAGUAGUAGCACUCGCCUGCCUAGCGGCGGCCGCCGCCAGGGAGCUGGAUGACGACCAGAAAGACCUGGUCGCAGCAGCUAGCGGCAAGAGCAGCCACCAUGAAGAGGGCGGUGGUCACGAGCACCAUGCUCACCACCACCACGACCAUGGCGAGAAGGGACAUAAAGGACACAAAGGUCAUCAUCACCAUCAUAAGGGCGAUCACGGUCAUCACGGCAAACAUCAUCACGGAGAACAUCAUCAUGAGCACGGCGGCGGUCACAAGAAGCACUGGGAUGAGCACGAUGAUCAUGGUCAUCACCACGAGCAUGGACACCACCACAAGGGAGGCAAGCACGGCCAUCAUAAGCAUCAUGAUAAGGGAGAAGAGACCGACGGCUAUCACAAGAAGUACCACAAGGACCACUUCCACAAGGAUCAUCACUUUUACGAUGACCAUCACAAGGAAGGCAAACACCACAAGCACGGCCAUCAUCACGGACAUCACGACCACAAGGGAGGUCACCACAAGAAGGGCGGUCACGGCGAGCACGGACAUCAUGAGCAUCAUCAUGGUAAGCACGGUCAUCAUGACAAGCAUCAUCAUGAUGAGCACCACAAGGGCCAUAAGGGACAUCACGGUCAUGAGGAGCAUCAUCAUCACCAUCAUGAUCAUGGCAAGAAGGGCGGUCAUCAUGACCACAAAGACUGGGGCUUCCACCACGGUAAACACUAACUUACAUAAUUUCUGUGAUAUCUCUCGUUUACGUUACGGGUG